AUGUCAGAGAGCCACAAUGAUCAUGCACAAUAGCAGUUCAGCCUUGCCCCUGUUUUCAAAUGUGAGCUCCUUCUGGAAGAGAGAUUCUCAUGGACCAGGACUACUUGAUGAAGGAGCAUCACUUAUUGGCAGCUAUGAUUUUCCUCAGACCACAGAGAGCUUUCCCUUCUCCACUGUGGAAUCAACAAACACAUCCCUAAAUGCCACAAUCAAAGACCCUCUGGGUGGACACACUGUCUGGCAAGUAGUUUUGAUUGCUUUCCUCACUGGGAUCAUUGCACUAGUGACCAUCAUAGGAAACAUCCUAGUGAUUGUCUCAUUUAAGGUUAACAAACAACUGAAAACAGUCAACAACUACUUCUUGUUGAGCCUUGCUUGUGCAGAUUUGAUUAUCGGUGUUAUUUCCAUGAAUCUUUUCACCACAUACAUCAUUAUGGGCCACUGGGCUUUGGGAAACUUGGCCUGUGAUCUUUGGCUCUCUAUUGACUAUGUUGCCUCUAAUGCCUCUGUCAUGAAUCUCCUUGUCAUAAGUUUUGAUAGGUAUUUUUCCAUCACUAGGCCGCUUACAUACAGAGCCAAACGAACAACUAAAAGGGCUGGAGUAAUGAUUGGUUUAGCAUGGGUCAUCUCUUUUGUUCUUUGGGCCCCUGCCAUCUUGUUUUGGCAGUAUUUUGUUGGGAAGAGGACUGUGCCUCCUGAUGAAUGUUUCAUCCAGUUUCUAAGUGAACCUAUCAUCACUUUUGGCACUGCCAUAGCUGCCUUUUACUUGCCAGUCACCAUUAUGAGUAUUUUGUAUUGGAGGAUUUACAAGGAGACUGAGAAACGCACCAAAGAGUUAGCAGGACUACAGGCUUCAGGCAGUGAGGCAGAGACAGCACGCUUUGUACACCAGACUGGCAGCUCCCGGAGCUGCAGCAGCUAUGAGCUGCAACGGCAGAGCACAAAGCGCUCCAGCCGUAGGAAGUACAGACGCUGCCACUUCUGGCUCACAAUGAAGAGCUGGGAACCCAACACGGACCAGGGGGAUCAAGAGCACAGCAGCAGUGACAGCUGGAACAACAAUGAUGCUGCUGCCUCCCUUGAAAAUUCAGCCUCAUCUGAUGAAGAGGACAUCACAGCAGAGACCAGAGCUAUCUAUUCAAUCGUGCUGAAGCUUCCUGGUCACAGUGCCAUCCUCAAUUCCACAAAGUUGCCCUCCACGGAAGAUCUGAAUGAGUCAGCAGAUGAACUACAGAAAUCUGACAUGGAAUCACAGGAAAAGAAACCUAAAAAACUGCAACCUCCCAAGAGCAUUCAGGAUGGUGGAAGUUUCCAGAAGAGUUUUUCAAAGCUUCCAAUUCAGCCAGGGUCAGCAGAGACAGCUACAGCUUCUGAUGGCAUCUCAUCAAUGACCAAGACAUCUGCAGCCCUGCCUUUGUCCUUCAAGGAAGCAACUCUGGCAAAAAAAUUUGCCUUGAAGACCAGAAGUCAAAUCACAAAGCGAAAACGAAUGUCACUUAUCAAAGAAAAGAAAGCGGCACAGACACUCAGUGCCAUUUUGUUUGCCUUUAUCAUUACGUGGACUCCUUAUAACAUCAUGGUUCUGGUGAACACCUUUUGCAACUGUGUCCCCAAAACUGUCUGGAACCUGGGGUACUGGCUUUGCUACAUCAACAGCACAGUGAACCCAGUGUGCUAUGCAUUGUGUAACAAAAUGUUCAGAAAUACUUUCAAGAUGUUGCUGCUGUGCCAGUGUGACAAACGAAAACGACGCAAACAGCAGUAUCAGCAAAGGCAGUCUGUCAUUUUUCAUAAACGGAUCCCUAGAGAGGCUUCAUAGAAUAGUAUUUUUUAAACAACUGAAAAAAUAAUGGAGAAUUCAAUGGGACAGGAUUAGAUGGGUUUGGAAGGGAUGGGGUAGGAUAGGAUGGGAGGAGAUUGGGAGGGGCUGGAAUGGGACAGGACAGGAUGGGGUGGGAGGGUGGUUCCAGGGUGCUGAUUCAAACAUUUAAACAUCAGGACAUGAAAGCAGCUGCCGGGCAUAUGUAUCCUUUUAAUAAAUCCAGUUUAAUAUAAAAAUGAAGUCUGCAUUCAGCAAAAACUAACAAACUUCAACAUUUUUACUAAAGAAUGAAAGACUUAAUAAAGUUUUCGUACAAAUUUGAAAGAAGCUGUAUAGCAAUUGUAAACCCAUUACUGAUCUGCCCAGCUCUUUGAUUGUAAUCAACUCUGGGAUCUCAGGUAAGCACAUCUAGCUAGCCCAACUCUUCUGUUUCCAAGGAAUCCAACAGCUUUCAAUUCAAGUCACACAUGGAUGUAGCAAGCCAGCAGAACAGGAUUAUGAAAUUAUUUGAGACAUUGUAUAGGUUGCAAAAUUGCUUCUUGUUGUCAAGGUAGAGCUUCCUGUCUACUUCUCUUUUGGUGUAUUAUUAUUAAUUGUACCCCUGAUUCCUGGUCGCCAAGUGUGCAGCUCAUGUGUGCAGCUCAUGUUAUAUAUAUGUGUGUGUGAGUGUGUAUGUAUGCAAAAAAUACAUUCACAUCUCUAAAAUACACACAUACCAGGAAAGAGGUAAUCUAUUGGUCUAGGUUUUACAGGGCCCCACAUCACUCUUGCAUGUGAGUGAAAUUAAAAUAUAUAUGUUAGAAAGUUGUAUUAUAAAUAUUUAUCUCAUUGUUCACCACCUGAAAUUCAGGUUCAUCUCUCCAGCCAAAACAAAUGGAGAGAACAAAAGUGUUGCCUGUGAGCCUGUCACAGAAUUUUAUAAUGGGAAGUAUGCCCAGUAUAACCUUUGCCUUGAGCACGGUAUCUCUCCCCGCAUGAGAUUACAUCUCUUUAAAGAAUAUGAAGGUGAAAAGAAUUGAUGGUCACAUGCAGGGCAGAGCAUGUGUUUAUCUUUACAGAGUGCGGGAUGAUGAGAGCUCACAUCUGAGCCAUCAAUGCUCAAAGGCUCAGUGGCCAGACGGGUGCAGACAUGAGCAGCAGCCCCAUUUCGUGCUCACCCCAGGUGAUCUUCAGAUGUGAAAGCUGUGUGUAAAAGAAAUCAUUUGUUUUUGCAUGUGAAGGACACUCAUUUUAAAGAGUUUCUUUUCCAGAAUCUGUUUUAAGUAGAAGUAUACCUAAUUCUGUUUAUUGCCAUGUUACUUGGUAUUUCAGAAAAUGUGGAUAUUGCCAAUUUGUAACCUGGUAAUUUUUAAUAAAGUAAAUUUUUAAAGGGCUUUCAUAUUUCUAGCUUAGACAUGACCAGUAUUUCCUGGUAUUUGUGAUGUGGUCUGCACCAAACAGUGUGAUUUAUAGAAGUCAGAGGUCCCCCAGGGAAAGGAUUGUACUUUAAAUUGUUGUUCUAAAUCUGAUUUAUUUACAUGUUGAAAGAUAAUUUUGUAUUGUCUUUGAACUGACCAAAACUUUUUUUAUUGCUUAAACUUUUUUUUUUUUGCUGAAAAUAAAACAAAACAAAUUUAUUUUACAAAGGGGCAUCAGUGUUGUGAACACAGAACUGAUGUAAAAGCUGCUUUUGUAUUCAGUGUGAGAUGGUGUUUACAGAUGAUUUUGACAACAAUGGAAAUAUAUUAAAUGGUGUCUGUGUAUCUGAACUAUUUAAUUUUGUGUUAUGUUCUUAUGAAGAAAUAUUUAUACAUACUUCACCAAAUGUUUUAUUUAAUGUUGAUAAAUAUUGCUCUUCAGUCUUCAGCUGUAAUGUCCUUUUAAAGUAAUUCAUAAAGGUCUGCUUGAGAAAUGAAUAGAGUAUACCUAGAUUUCUUGUCACUAAAACAAAUACUCUUGACAUACAAAUCUUUCUUUUGUAUGAGUUGUUUAAAAUGUCUACCUAAAAGUAAGCUUGUAAAUUAUAUUGUAAGUCUACUUCAAGUGCAAGUUUAGUUAAAAAAAUGAAAAAGUUAAAGCUUCAGCUAUAUGUCAUAAGUGCAUUUUGAGAUAAAGAUGCCCAGGAUUGGUUUAUGAGUUUAGUAGACACAAAGAACUAAAGACUUGCAAGGCACUCACUUUACAAAGAAAAUUAAAUACCUUUGUUUAUAGAAAGAAGCAUAUAUUUGAAAUAUAUUCAUUACUCAAGUUGACCUAACUAAUCUUUUAACAUUUAAAUAUAUAUCUAUAUCUAUAUCUUGCCAUAUUAUUAUCUUCUGGUAUUUAGAGUAGUGCUGUGCCCCUAAUACACAAAAUGUGAGAGAGCAUGUAAGGAAGCCUGAGUUCAUCAGGGGGACUUACGGUAUAUUAGUAUUGAUUUUACAAUGGGAAACUAUUAUUUUUUAAUGAAGUUAAGCUUCUUUGAAAGCAGCUGUCACCACUGUUUACAUAAUAGGAAGAGUUAAACCCUCAGAUUGUUUUAAGGUAGAAAUAAACAACCUGUAUUUUGAUGUGUGAACAGGCUUUAAAAUGUUACUACAGGCAUUAUAAAUUGUGUACGUAUACACAUGUUGUAGCACAGAUCAAUUUUGUUAUUUAUUUAAUGGAAUAUGCACUAUAAAAUAUUAAGAAUUUGUCUGUGUUGCAAGUACAGAGGGGAUCAAAUUAAUUUGUAUCCUUUAUGUCUAUGUGCUGCAUUAAACCCAUGCACACACACAAAUUGUAAUUAUAUGCACAAGUGGAUAUAUUAUUUAUGAACAUAGGCACACAUGAUAGCUUUCAGAAGAAGAAUGAUGCAACACCCAAAGGUACAAUCUAAUACAGCACUACUAUUUUUUUAAGUACAAAUGAUAGAAUACUGCAAUUGUUUUCAAGGAAAGUAAGUCAGAAACAUGAUAGAAAGUGUCAUUCCGAGGGCAGAAAAACAGCUCAGUCCCAUAAACAUUCCUUACAUGAAAAGCUGGCUUUUCAGAGGCCAGGCAUCAUUCUCAUUAACUGCAAUAAUACAAGAUUAGACUCCAUAUGAAGAGGAUCAGAAAAUGAGAGGAGAUAGCCAGACAGGAGCCACUGGAUUGUCUGAACAAAGCUUUGUGGAAUAGGUCCCAGUCACUGUCAGCCACUGAACAGUUUUAAGACAAUGAAACCCACUGUAAUAAUUUGGCUUUCCCAAUGCAAAAGUGUAUGACAGUUUAUUGCUUCUGAACCAAAAAAUUCUGUGAGAAAUGCCUGAUCCAGAGGUCCAGGAAUAGGUGUCGAGGCACUCCAUCCUACCACAGCAGAACGCACUUCCUAGAAUUUAAAUUGCAGAUCAGUCAAUCAUUGUUCACAGUAUAAACAUGUGCAGAUCUGAGCAGUUCCCAGGGUCUGAAGAUCUGGAUCUAAAUAGGCUGAACAAUAAGUGGCGUACAGAGAUAGAGCAGUUUUGUGAGAAUGCCCACACCAUAGUUCUGAGGCAGUUAAUGACCUUCUUCAGUUAUGUACAACUUCACUUUCUAAUUUGGUUGUAUUGAUUAUUAUAUUUUCUUACCUCUUCUGUAAGAAAAUCUUAAAAACGUCUUGGCUCGUCAUCUUUGUGUAUGUAAGAAGUGAAUGAAACUCUUUAAGUGCACUCAGUCUGUAUGGAAUACAAACAUCAAAGCAAAAGGAUUUUUUGGUCUUUUUUUCCUGAUCAGCACCAUCAGUAAUUUUGAGUAUCUGGACAUCAUCAUGCUACUGCAUAUAUAGUGUGGAUAGUCAUAUAGUAUUAUGUUAAACCAUUUAUAAACUGCAUUACACUUGCCCACUUAAGCAUCUUAUGCACUUCUGUUCCAUUUUAUAUUUGAGAUUCCAAAAUCUAAUUCUCCUCCAAAUGGUUCCUAGAUUCUUUUCAUAACAUGUUUUACAAGCUUGUCUUAUUCUCAGGCUUUCUUCCCUUUCGAAAAAAUCCCCAUGCCAAGUUAAACUGCUCCAAGGGCAUGUUACUAGCUCCAACAGUUUUAGUGUUGAGAUUGGAUACUUUCUUCUUAAGGAUGUACAAGACUGAUCAGAAGGAAUUUAAGCAGUAUCCUUUACAUAUAUAUAUAUUCCUUUAAUCUUUUAUGUAUUUCCCCAUUCAAACACCACUGCACUUUCUUAUGGGAGCAGGUCAAAGUAGCAGGUCAACACCCAACGGGAAGUUUAACUAAGUCAUAUAUGACGUUCAGAUUUUCGGAGAAUUAAAAGUGAGUUUUUCCCCUUCUACUAGGCAUAGAUCAUCUGUAGGCUCUCAACUUCUCUAUUUCUAUAGACAGAUAGAGAGCAAAAUAUUAAUUUUGCAAUUCUGUUAAUUGGGCAUUUUUGCGUUUCAUCUUUUAGUAUGAACAUGCAUAGGAUAACUAAUUCAGUCAUGCCAUUUGUUGGAAACAAACUGAUAUGAAUAGGAUGUUUGGAGCUGCACAUUUUUUGUUCUGUUUCAUACCCUUUGGCACUACAAUUUUAUACUCUGUGUAUUGGCUCCAUCAGCACAGUGUUUGAUGUCACUGAUAGAUCUUCACAGUCCUAACUGGCAAACUUAUUAACUGGUAUUCAGGACGUUGUUACUUUUCACCACCCCUGCUGCAUUUGAAAUAUGUAAUAUAUUACAGUAUAGAUUAUCUUUUUUUUUUUUUCUUAAAGAAAGAUUGCUGUGGUUAUUUACAGAUGCAUUCCAAUAAGUGCUUGCAGAUCUUUGGAUUAAUUUUAAGUACUAAAAUGAUGAGUGAGUUUCAGUUAACCCAACAGGGAUAAUGUAAUGAAAGGAGUACAAAUAGCACAGUAAAGCAAUACAGAAAGUGCUAUUUAUUUAAUGGCUUAUUCAGAUGCAUAUCAUGUAGCAUGUAUAUUGUACCUAAACAUCUAUAUGUACUCUGUAUAUCUCAGAAGAAUAACCUAACUAUGACAUUGUGCUGUGUAGGUACAUACAGAGAGAUGCACACACAUCUAAAACAAUGUACAUGGAAGUAGUUGCAAAAUUAUGCUGAAAUGGACAGUCAUAGUAAAUAUUACCUUUGAUGCCACAUCAGUUGUAACCUGGACAGUUUGGGUCAGCUCUGCUUAGCUAAAAGAAAUGUUUCUACAUCUUAGUGCAUAUUUUUCAAAAAACAUUGUGUUUAUUUCUGAGCAUGCUGUUUUCUGUGUAUUGUUCUGGAUCUUUGGACAUUACCCAAAAUUUAGAAAUGCAUGACCAGAUUUCACACACUGAGUUAUUGCAUCAGUACUCCACUAGGUUAAACCCCAUUAGUUUAAUUAAAUCACUCUGGCUUUGCCAAAUAUGAAAAUAAAGGAAGGCCUCUAUUUCUAAAAGUGGAUUCUGAGAUCUCAUAAGAGAAAUAGGAAUCCCAAUCUUCAUCAUUCAUGUAAACAUCAUUGCCUGCUUCUCAUCAGAGUGAUGAGGAGUGAGCCUUCACUAAUUUGCAGUUAAUUAUUUCACUUGAUUGUCAUUGUGACACAGAGCGGUCAACACCAUGAGAAUAAAGGUUGUAGCUCAAUUUACUUUGAGCCCUGCACUGUGUGGAUAUAUCAAAAGAAAGAGACCUGUGCAGUAUUACCUGAUAUUCAGUAUGAUUUUUUCCAUUCGUUAUUUUUACUUUUCAAAUGGAUUCAGUCUCCUCUAGCUGUACAUACCUAUUCAACACCCUCUUCCAUCAAUAUAGAAGUAUCCCAUUUUUAGUAUUUGCAAAAUAUUAUGAAAUCAGAUGUAGCUAGAGUGAAGAAAAUUCUUUCCUCUGGUGGUUUGAAUUUUUCCUUUUUCUUCUUUUCUUUUCUUUUUUUU
Messenger RNA from Meleagris gallopavo (turkey), 7607 nucleotides. RefSeq names its product cholinergic receptor muscarinic 3 (gene CHRM3). The record is from RefSeq and is a predicted model, not a curated record. Gene Ontology annotation, cellular component: synapse; plasma membrane; dendrite. Gene Ontology annotation, molecular function: G protein-coupled acetylcholine receptor activity; G protein-coupled serotonin receptor activity. NCBI's taxonomy places the organism in Eukaryota, Metazoa, Chordata, Aves, Galliformes, Phasianidae. Gene Ontology annotation, biological process: positive regulation of smooth muscle contraction; adenylate cyclase-inhibiting G protein-coupled acetylcholine receptor signaling pathway; G protein-coupled receptor signaling pathway, coupled to cyclic nucleotide second messenger.